AGAACUUGCCCAUUACCAUAUUCACCAUCCUCGUUUCUCUAUAUUGCUUCCAUAGUUGUACUUCCACACAUAAUCUUGAGAAGCAACCCAAGCAUGAAGGUGGAAGUACAGUGGAAGAAGUUGGUCAAGCCGUCAGUGCCCACGCCGAGCAACCGGCGAAAAUGGAAGCUAUCAUCAAUGGAUGAGCUUCAAAUGCCAAAUUAUGUGGGCGUUAUCUUCUACUAUAGAGAUGAUGCUGAGAACCCCGGAGUUGAUAUCUCUAAAAGGCUUCAGAAAAUGGAGGAGUCACUUUCCAAAACUCUAACGAUCUUUUAUCCUAUGGCAGGGAGAUAUAUCGAGGAGGACGGUUGUUUUAUCGACUGUAACGACCUUGGAGUCGAGUUCGUCCAUGCCAAAGUGGAUGGCCAGAUUGAUCAGCUUCUCCAUGGAGAUCCCGACAUGGACUUGCUCGAUAUUUUGUCACAAUUCCCGACCAACUUAGUAGGCAAUCCGCUGGUUGUGAUUCAAGUGAAUACAUUCGAUUGCGGUGGAUUAGCGAUUGCCCUGCGAUCUACACACAAGAUCAGCGAUGUGUACACGAUGGCCAUGUUCGUUAAUUCCUGGGCUACCGCUUGCAGAGGUAACAUAGACAUGACAAUCUGUCCAAGUUUCGAGUUGUCAUCUCUCUUCCCGGCGAAAGCGUCGACGGUCCCGAAUUGGCCUCCACCACGCACUAUUGGCGAUAAGGAAUUAGUCAUGUCUAGGUUCAGGUUCAGCGGUAAUGCUAUAUCGAAGCUAAAAGCCCUAGCUAGGGAUGAUGCGAAGGAUUCAACGCCCAACAAUUCCCAGCCUUCAAGGGUGGCGGUUGUUUCGGCGCUAAUAAGUAGGGCUCUCGCCAGUAUUGAUCAAUAUAAACACGGCGAACAAAGGUCUUUCGUGAUUUACAUGACGUUCAACUUGCGCGAGAAAAUUAAUCUAGCGAUCCCUGCGAAUUCUUGUGGCAAUCUGUUCGCCAUGAUUUUCGGGCGAUCCUGUGAACCCAUAGCAAGCAAAAGCAAGUUGGAAUUCAAGGAGAUGGUGAAUAUAACAAGCAAAAUGAUAUCGGACGCCAGAAAAAAAUAUGCAGCAGUAGUAGACAGGGAGGAGUUCUGCUCAAUGGUGUGCAAUUCUAUAGCCGAAUUUGUCGAAAAUGUGUCCUCAGGCGAAGAGUGUCCAAUUGCCUUCAGCAGCUGGUGCCGGUUCGGGCUAUAUGAGAUCGACUUCGGGUGGGGAAGGCCGGUUCUUGUGCACAACAUAUCAUUGAAUCUCAAAUCCAUCUUCCUGAUGGACCACGAAGAGAGCGGAGGAAUUGAUGCAUGGAUAACCACCAGCGAAGAUGAGAUGAUUCUUCUUAAACAAGAUCCGGAUAUUCUGGCAUUCACUUCCUAAUGGGGGACAUAGAGAGGUUGCACGAAUAUAUCGUUCGCAAAGUCACCGGAUCUUACGAUAUUGUGGACUAGGAAAAUGAAAAUGGACUUAGGUCUUUAGUAUUUGUUGCAUCUGUUUGGUUUCUUUGAGAAUGGUGCUCCUGUACACAAGGUCUACUCUUAAGUAAUGUUUGUCAACUUAUUAAGUGUCUUAUCAUUGUAGUUCAAGGUUUGAUGUAAUUGCAAUGUUGCAUACUAUGAUAUGAUAGCGGUAGAAGUUCACUGGUUUAAUGUUUUGAGUUGGUAUAUAUAACAAAUAAAGG
Rhodamnia argentea is the source of this 1708-nucleotide messenger RNA. RefSeq names its product acetyl-CoA-benzylalcohol acetyltransferase-like. Bases 94 to 1407 code for a protein of 437 amino acids. The record is from RefSeq and is a predicted model, not a curated record. The transcript has a single exon. Lineage: Eukaryota; Viridiplantae; Streptophyta; Magnoliopsida; Myrtales; Myrtaceae.